AUGCCUCCCCCUCUGUCUCUAGCCCGUCUUCUCUCCCCACUCCUCCUGGGAGCCCGCAACGCCAACGCCUAUGGCUUCAUGCGCGGCGGGAGUCUCUAUCCUAGGAGGACGGCUCUUGUCGCCUGCUUUAGCGCAUCCCCCACCAUCGCGCUGAAGAAGCAUGAGAUGCCACCCCGGCCCAAACCACCUCCAGACUCCGAAAUAGAAGAGUCGUACCUUAAAGGCAGCGGGCCGGGUGGUCAAAAGAUUAACAAGACAAGCUCUGCCGUACAGCUCAAACACAUCCCUACUGGUAUCGUUGUCAAGUCCCAAGCCACCCGCUCCCGGUCUCAAAACCGCAAGAUCGCCCGCGAGGUCUUGGCCCAGAAACUCGACGACCUACGCAACGGAGAUCAAAGCCGUUCGGCCAUUGUUGGCGAAGAGAAACGUAAAAAGGCGGCCAGCGCCGCGAAGAAGAGCAAAAGGAAAUACCGCAAGUUAGAGGAAGAGAAUGCAGGCAAAGCGGGCAGUGAAAAUGACAGCGGAGCGGUAGAAGCAGAGGUAGAAAUAGCUCACCAGUCUGCGGAAGAACAGACCACAAACACCCCUAACACAGACGCCAAACCGUAG
Molecule: messenger RNA, 609 nt
Organism: Colletotrichum truncatum
Lineage: Eukaryota; Fungi; Ascomycota; Sordariomycetes; Glomerellales; Glomerellaceae
Product: peptidyl-trna hydrolase domain protein
Biological process (GO): translational termination
Cellular component (GO): mitochondrion
Molecular function (GO): translation release factor activity
Source: RefSeq, a predicted model, not a curated record